AUGUGCGUUGAAAGUUACAAACACCGUCCCGCUCGACGGGGUAAGAUAUAUCUACUGUACUUAUUAACAUCUAUCUAUCUAUUUAUUUAUCUAUCUUCUUUUUUAGUGGGGCUUAUACAUAUCUAUCUACUUGUACACAGAAUAAACUGUUUCUAUCUAUCUAUCUAUCUAUCUAUCUAUCUAUCUAUCUAUCUAUCUAUCUAUCUAAAUCUUUUCCUAUCUAUGUAUCUACCUAUCUAUCACAGUCUUUUUCUUUCUUUCUAUCUAUCUAUCUAUCUAUCUAUCUAUCUAUCUAUCUAUCACAGUCUUUAUCUAUCUAUCUAUCACAUGGAAGGAAAACACGGAACACGGAUUAGAGUCCUCGAAGGGUCCAUCUAUCUAUCUAUCUAUCUAUCUAUCACAGUCUUUUUCUAUCUAUCUAUCUAUCUAUCUAUCUAUCUAUCUAUCUAUCUAUCUAUCUAUCUAUCUAAAUCUUUUCCUAUCUAUCUUUAUCUAUCUAUCUAUCACAGUCUUUUUCUAUCUAUCUAUCUAUCUAUCUAUCUAUCUAUCUAUCACAGUCUUUUUCUAUCUAUCUAUCUAUCUAACUCUUUUCUUAUCUAUCUAUCUAUCUAUCUAUCUAUCUAUCUAUCUAUCACAGUCUUUAACUAUCUAUCUAUCACAGUCUUUUUCUUUCUUUCUUUCUUUCUUUCUUUCUUUCUAUCUAUCUAUCUAUCUAUCUAUCUAUCUAUUUACCUAGUAGGGAGGGUCUCGAACAUUUUCCCCGUUUUGAGUCUUUGCUACGGACAUCAGGACAUUAUCCGUUUUUAUCUAAGCCGUAAAACAUCUCUCUCCCUAUCUCUUUUUCUCUUUAUAUCUCCCUCUCCCUCUCCCUCUCUCUCUCUCUCUCUCUCUCUCUCUCUGUCUCUCUCUGUGCUAGUGGUUAACAAGCUUGUCUCUCUCUCUCUCUCUUUCUCUCUCUCUCUCUCUCCCUCUCUCUCUCUCUCUCUCUCUCUCUCUCUCAGUGCCUCCGCACUUUUCUUAAAGUACAUUGGAGUGGCAUCAUUACAAAUACAGAAGUCAUCAAGGCAAUCAAUAUUACAAUCACUGAAAAAGAAAGAUCUGAGAUGGGCAGACCAUGUGUCGAGGAUGAUAGAAGACGUUUAUGUGCAUCAAACUCGCCUCUAUCCAGCGAAACAGGAAGGUCACCAUGGAAGAGAGAUCGGGACUCUUUGUGAGACCGACUACCGUCAGUUGGCAACAGACGGGGAGAGAUGGAAGUCUUCGAAGGAAACUUCUACAGAGCUCGAGCAGAAAAAAAAGAAACAACUACGUAAAAGCCGGUGGUUCAUCUUGUUGCAGAAGCCGUGGAAAAAAUAUCCCAUAUAG
This is a messenger RNA of Acanthosepion pharaonis, 1365 nucleotides long. Lineage: Eukaryota; Metazoa; Mollusca; Cephalopoda; Sepiida; Sepiidae. The record is from the annotation of a GenBank genome assembly.